CUCGUAUGCACACACAUGCGGGUAGCCCACUCAGUCCACGCCAUCACCCUUACCUUAGGGUACAAUCCUGUCCCUCUCUAGGCGCAUCUUCUCGGUGCCACCGAAACCCCCCGUGCCUGGCUUGGCCCAUUGACCUCUUUACCGAGAAGAUCACAAUAAUUCCUUCUCUCCCUUCGUCCCCUUGUAAGCUGACCGACCCUCCCUCAUCACAACUCUUUCAUCUCUUCUACUCAAAUCGACAUUUAAUCGCAAUUUUUAACUCUUCUCUCCUAAUCCUCAUCUUCGUGUCUAUCUCGCCAUGAUCACAACCCCCUAAAUAUUUGUCUACGAAAUUCUGUCUCCCUCAUCAUGGCUAAACCUCCGCCUCGGCCCCCAGGAGGCCGACGCGGAGGACCCAACACGAUGCUCACCUGGGCCCUUUUCCUCCUGCUCAUAGCUGCCGCUCACCCUCAGUCGAUUCACCAGCCGGAAUCCGUUCAGCGUCUGGUGGCGUCCACCCAGAGCGUCCGUACCGAGCCGAGUCGACGUCCUCAAGCUGGCCGCAGCCCAGCCGAAAUUCCCCUUCUGAAGAACGACAUCACCACGGUGAAGUUCAGAAGCACCGAUGAAAACCCCCAACCGCCAAAACUCCGUGCCUUGGCUCCAGCCUACGAUAGCAGUAGUGCUGUUCGAGCACCUCUUGUUCAGUCUGCCGAGUCGUCCGGACUCUCAGCGCUCCCCUCAGCGCGGCUCCUGCAAGAUUGGGAGGUGGAGAAUCUUGUUCUUCUAGCCACCAUCGACGGUACCAUCCACGCCCUCGACAGGAAAACUGGCGCCGAAAGAUGGUCGCUGGGGAUCCCCGACAGCCCCAUGAUCGAGACCAUUCACCACAAGUUGAAUCGGAGUGAUGAUCUGGACAGCGACCCUUCCAUCGAAGACGACUACAUGUUCAUCGUGGAACCGAGCAAGGACGGGAAUUUGUACAUUCAACAUCGAGAUCCAAGAAUAGGUCUACAGCGAUUGAGCGUCACGGUUCGAUCCCUGGCCGAGUCUACACCUCAAUUCGUCGAGGACCCUCCCCUCGUGACGAUCUCGUCUCAAGAGACUACGGCAUACGUGGUGGACGCUGCCACAGGCAACAUUCUACAACAGUUUGAUCGUUACCGAGGCUUCUCGAGUGAAGAUCAGGGGCGGAGUUGUCGACGAUUGACCGGCUUGUUUGACCUGGACGACCCUGCGUGCGAGCCACUUGGCACUCUAAAUCUCGGUCGUGUCGAAUACACCAUCCAGAUUUCCCACAAGGUCACGAACCAGGCUCUUUGCACCAUCAAGUUUGCCGAAUGGAUACCCAACAAAGGCGAUAGUGAUCUCCAAGAUCAAUAUGUUGCACCUCUCGACAAUAAUCAUAUUCAGAGUCUGUACAACGGUCGUGUUAUUGGUCUGGAUGGAGACAAAGACUCUCGCAAGUACACCACUUUCUCUCAACGACUGGACACACCUGUGGCUCGAGUAUUCGACGUCGUGCGUCCGCAAGACAACAAGCAAGGCACACCGAAUCUAGUUCUCCUGGCUCGACCCACUGACUCGCCACUUCUCGACUCGCCUGAGGUUUGGCGAAAUGAGCUGCAAAGAGCCGAAAGAGUUUUUGUCAAUCGUACAGAGGCAGGAAUUUGGUAUGCCAUGUCGGAGCUGUCAUACCCUGGUGUGACCAAUGGUGCAGCGCCUGCGAACGCACACUGGAACUAUGACAGUCGUCCUCUGGAUUUUUCUGGUGAUAUGGAAGAGAUCGUCGGCGUGCAUGUUCUAUCGGUACAGGAGAACGUGGCUCCCUUGCGCCUGACCAUAUCCGGCCCACCAUCGUCAUCCGAUCUAGUGGAGGAUGGAGAAAGAGCCGUAGCAUCGAUGGAUGCAAAGCUUCCUCCUGCUCUGCUGCCUGUGAUCGGUAGCCCCUGGCUCUCUCUGUUCAACAUUGUCGUUGCCAGUGUAAUCCUCUUCAUUGUCGGACUGCAGAUCAAGCAUCCAAUGAUGAUCAAGGUGCAAGGUUUUCUUCGAAAGGCUGGCGUUGAAGUUGCGCUCGAGAAACCCCAGACAAAUGUCUCGAGCUCUACUGGUGACGCACCCAUCACCGAAGAAUUGCCAGUUGCAGAUGUUUCUCAAAAGAAUACUGCCACUGACGAGAUGUCAGAACUGAUGGAAGAAGGUAUCACGACACCAGCAAGAAGCAGAGCCCAAAGCGUCGCGGUAACUUUUGCAAGUCCUGCCAAAACUGUGAGACUUGCCGAUACCAACAACGACGAGAGCUCUGAGGGUGAAUCAGAUGAGGAGAAGAACAAACUAGACUCGAACUCGAAUGACCCUGCUGAAGCUGGUGCGCAACCUCGUCGCAGACACGCCAAGCGUGGGAAGCGUGGUGGAAAGAAGAACAAGAAGACCCCAAAGAAAACCAUGGACCCAGAAGCGAUGGACGAGAAGGUUGAGUUGGCCACAGAGAUUCCCACCAAGGACGGUUUGAUACAAGUCGGCAAGCUAAAGAUCGACACGAAGGAAGAGCGUUGCUUGGGCCGUGGAAGCAAUGGAACAGCAGUCUUCCCAGGCUCCCUCGAUGGCCGAGAAGUUGCUGUCAAGCGUCUCAUCCGCACGUCAAACAGUCUUGCUGCCAAAGAGAUCAAACAUCUGCUCUCAAGUGACGAAAACUCCCAUGUCAUUCGAUACUUUGGCAAGGAAGAGUCCCCACACUUUACCUAUAUCGCACUGGAGCUGUUCACGACUUCUCUGGAUCAAUUCAUCGAGCGACCGUUACAGUACCCCAAUUUGGUGAAAUUGCCUGAAGGGUUUGAUGUGAAGGAUUGCCUGCGUCAAAUUACCGACGGCGUUCAACACCUUCACUCACUCAAGCUUGUUCACAGAGACAUCAAGCCUCAAAAUGUUCUUGUCAAGGCUGUCAAGAGCCAACGUCCCACGACUGGUCUGCCCAAGCUACAAUUCGUCAUAUCUGACUUUGGACUAUGUAAGCCACUGGAGGAAGGACCAGAAUCGACGUUUGCCCCGACAGCAAACCACACGGCUGCCGGAACCACGGGCUGGAGGGCGCCAGAGCUACUCGUCCAUUCUCGGGCUUCUGUCGCUGCACCGAACGCCAACUCGACGACUUCGAAAUCGACGAUACACUCUAGUAGUGAUGGCACCGUCGUCGAUCUCCCCACCGGUCGUCGUGCCACCAAAGCGAUUGACAUUUUCUCACUGGGCUGCGUCUUCUACUAUGUCAUGACCCAAGGUCACCAUCCGUUCGAUGUUGGCGGGACCAGUCUCGGUCGGGAUCUGAACAUCAAGGAGAACAAGUUCAGCACCGACGACCUGCGUCUGCACGAGUACCAAUUCGAAGCCGACGACCUGAUCAUGCAAAUGCUCAAGCACGACCCCAAACAGCGUCCCGACACGCACGAGAUUUUGCGUCAUCCCUACUUUUGGGACGUCGCGGACAAGUUGGAGUUUCUGUGUGACGUGUCCGACUGCUUCGAGCGUGAAAAGAACUCGAUCGGCAACAUCCACGACGAGAAUGCCGUCCGCUCGCCCGAGGAGAACGAGGCGCUCGCCGAGCUCGCGGGCCUCGAGGCGCUGGCCCCGAACGUGAUCGGACCCUCGCGGGACUUUCUGCGCGCCUUGCCCAAGAGCUUCAUCAGCGAAAUGGGCAAGCAACGCAAGUACUCGGGCUCCAAGAUGAUUGACCUGUUGAGGGUGAUCCGGAACAAGAAGAACCACUUCCACGACCUCCCCGAGGACGUCAAGGAGCAGAUGCUCGGCGGCAGUGCGAGGGGCUACUACGAGUUUUGGGCCAAGAGGUUCCCCAGCCUGCUGAUCAAUUGUCACUGCCUGCUGUUGGACCGCGACCUCGUCGCCAGAUUCAAAAUGGAGAGGUACUACGAGGACAUGUAAUACACCACGGUAGGGCCGAGUCGAGUAGAGUUGAUUAGCAUUGACUUUGAGGAGAACUCGUCAAGAGAGGAUUUGUGGUGUACAGAGCACAGAGUGGUGGAGUGUCAGGCAAUGCAAUCUACAUACAGAUCAAACAGACUUCAUGUGGUCAUUUCAUGCCGUUCCAACAUCUAUCAAAAUGCUUACUUUUUAUGUUGUC
Messenger RNA from Exophiala oligosperma, 4111 nucleotides. RefSeq lists its product as uncharacterized. The transcript has a single exon. The record is from RefSeq and is a predicted model, not a curated record. Gene Ontology annotation, biological process: IRE1-mediated unfolded protein response; mRNA processing; intrinsic apoptotic signaling pathway in response to endoplasmic reticulum stress. The coding region runs from base 349 to 3912 and encodes 1187 amino acids. Gene Ontology annotation, molecular function: RNA endonuclease activity; protein serine/threonine kinase activity; ATP binding. Lineage: Eukaryota; Fungi; Ascomycota; Eurotiomycetes; Chaetothyriales; Herpotrichiellaceae. Gene Ontology annotation, cellular component: IRE1-TRAF2-ASK1 complex.